AUGAAUUUUGGCAAGAUAGGCUUUCUUCUUGGCUGCCCGAACCUGCUAAGCUCCUCUAUACCUCGACAUUCCAGAACUGCCCUUUUGCACAACUUGGUGCGCUACCAAGGUGAAGCUAUGAUAGAAACUGCCGUUGAUGAACCACGUGAUCCUGAGUUGAAUGCUCGGGGUGUUGUUCCUGCUGAUGAUGAGACUUAA
Molecule: messenger RNA, 198 nt
Organism: Prunus armeniaca (apricot)
Lineage: Eukaryota; Viridiplantae; Streptophyta; Magnoliopsida; Rosales; Rosaceae
Source: the annotation of a GenBank genome assembly